CGUGACUUGACGAGAUGCAGUGAUCCUACCACUACCAGCCUCAACCACUCUCCUUCGUUGCUUCGUUGCGUCGCCCUGGCCGUGACAUGGGGGAUGCAACAUUGCCUUCUUCCACAUGCCUCUUCAGGCACCGGCAAUGCAGGCCUCAAAGUCACAAUAUGGAUCGCCUCCAGGAUCGCCACUUGUUGCGUCCAGGUUGUGCAUCACAAGGCCUCCACACCUGCUACUCGACACGGCCACCGCCUGGUAUGGCAUACCGGAGCAUGGACCACGUUCAUGCCUUUGCUCCUUCCUCAUCCAUGAGCUCCCCUCCAGCUCCGCCAGCUCCUCGUCUCCUCAGCUCCCCAGCUUGCCCACCCGCCAACGCCAACGCCAACACCACUAUUACCACCAGGGUUCCUUCGGAGCUAUGUGCCUGCCUGCGCAAGAGAAUGGAACAAGGGAACAGAAAGAGACUCUGAAUGACAUCUACAUGGACAUGGCCCAUACCAUCUAGAGCCCGGACGCUCAGUAUUCAAAUACCCGCGAGCUUCUUCGACUGUCCACUCGUUAUUCACUCUUUCUUUCUGUCACCCGCACCUUGUGUCCUCUCCUGCGGUGUGCUCCUUGCCUAAGCCAUUCCAUCUAUUCGCUGUAUCAGCCUACUGCCGGCUGUGAGGCCGCUGGCUAUCGUUUCGUAUCGUCUACUUGGCUGAGCCCCAACAAGAAUACCUACGAACUUCCUACUGGUUGACGUCAACACGAGGUUCCGAGAAUCAGCCUAAUAAGCCCCCAGUGCCCUUGCAAGAUGUGGCUUACGGACACGGUUGUGGCGGCUUUGGCGGCUUUGCCUUAUCUGCCCCAGAUCCAGGCCAGCGUAAGUGCAAGGUCCAUUCCGCGCCUUUGUGCACCCCCCGAAUAAGCCCAGCGAUCCGCGAACAAAUGGAUUCUAUUUCCCUGCCAAAUUGUCAGAUUUUAAGGGCCCUGGAUCUCAGGGUCUGUCAAACGAAAACCCCAAACCCCAAAUUAUGCCCAGAAUGCUUCAACUCAUUUCUGCUCUCCUUUUUGUCAAUGCUUCUGUACAACUGUCCGACUACUCACAAGCUGUCUUGAAGCCUGUCGAGGCUGCAGAUACCAUCCUCAAACGACAAGCUGCCCAGCCAUUUAACAAUGACUACACCGGUCCCAUUUGGACGUCGCCCCCAAAGUAUCCGUCUCCAUGGGGUGCUGGUGCAGGAGAUUGGGCUGCAGCCUACGAAAAAGCCCGUGCUUUUGUCAGUGGCUUGACUUUGAUGGAGAAGGUCAACCUUACGACCGGUGUUGGCUGGGAAUCUGAUCGAUGUGUGGGAAAUACUGGCUCUAUCCCACGUAUUGGCUUCGAGGCCCUUUGUAUGCAGGAUGGCCCACUGGGUAUUCGUUUCGCUGAUUAUGUCUCUGCUUUUCCCGCUGGUUUGAAUGUGGCUGCGACAUGGAGCCGUGAUCUUGCGAAAGCUCGAGGAGAAGCCAUGGGAGCCGAGAACAGAGGCAAAGGCGUUGAUGUGCAACUUGGCCCCGUCUGUGGACCCCUCGGCCGCAAUCCUGAAGGCGGUCGAAACUGGGAAGGUUUCAGUCCCGAUCCAUAUCUGACCGGCGCUCUGAUCGGUCCCACGAUCCAAGGUAUCCAAAGCCAAGGGGUCAUGGCGUGUACGAAGCAUUUCAUCGGAAAUGAACAGGAACACUUCCGCCAGGUUGGGGAAUCCAUUGGCUACGGGUACAACAUUACUGCCACCCUCAGCUCAAACAUUGACGACAAGACCAUUCAUGAACUCUACCUUUGGCCUUUUGCCGAUGCGGUUCGGGCUGGUACAGCUUCAGUCAUGUGCUCUUAUCAGCAGGUGAACAACUCUUAUGCCUGUGCCAACUCUUACACCAUGAAUCACCUUCUCAAGGGUGAGCUCGGAUUCCAGGGCUUCGUCAUGUCAGACUGGCAAGCUCAACAUUCCGGAGUUGGUACAGCCUUGGCUGGGCUCGACAUGACCAUGCCUGGUGACACCCUCUUCAACACCGGGUAUACCUAUUGGGGCACUAAUCUGACCAUUGCUGUGAUCAACGGUACUAUUCCCGAAUGGCGACUGGACGAUAUGGCCACAAGAAUCAUGGCAGGUUACUACUAUGUCGGCCGUGACUCUGCUAGGGUUCCGACCAACUUCUAUGCGUGGGGCCAGGACACUUACGGACACGCUUCUGCCGCUGAUCUCAAUUCCCCUCUUGUCAUCGUCAACGAACACCUGAAUGUCCAAGACGAACAUCGCAAUAUCAUCAGACAGAUUGGCCAGGCCUCGAAUGUCCUUCUGAAGAACAACGGUGGCCUUCCACUGACGGGCCAGGAGAAACAAGUUGCCGUGAUCGGUUACGACGCGUGUGGCAACCCAUGGGGCCCCAAUGGUUGUCCAAACCGUCAAUGCAACAAUGGAACCUUGGCCAUGGCUUACGGUAGCGGCACCUGCGAAUUUCCGUAUCUGGUGACACCAGAACAAGCCAUCCAGCAGUAUGUUCUGACAAAUACUGAUUCCGAGGUCUUUACCAUCUGCGACAACUACGCCGACUCUCAGAUCCAGAGCCUUGCCACUCAAGCGGAUGUGGCCAUUGUUUUUGCAAACGCCGACUCCGGCGAAGGAUUCAUCACCAUCGACGGCAACACUGGUGAUCGCAAUAAUUUGUCCCUUUGGGAAGGAGCGGAUCGCCUGAUUAACAAUGUGACCAAGUAUAACAAUAAUACUAUCGUGGUCAUGCACACCGUGGGCGCUGUCAAUGUUUCCGCAUGGUACGAUAACGAAAACGUCACUGCCAUCCUAUGGGCUGGUCUGCCCGGCCAAGAGAGCGGCAAUGCUCUCGUCGAUGUCCUCUACGGCCUCGUCAAUCCUGGUGGAAAACUGCCCUUCAGCAUUGCGCGGAAUCGGGACGACUAUGGCACAGAUGUCCUCUACGAACCCAACAACGGACAGUUUGAUGCUCCUCAGGUCCUCUUCUCCGAGGGUGUGUUCAUCGAUUAUCGACGCCUCGACGCGGCUGGGAUCGAGCCAAUAUAUGAAUUUGGAUUUGGCCUCAGUUAUACUACCUUUGAAUAUUCGAACCUGGUGAUCACUCCUGGAAACCCAGCACCAUAUGCUCCCGCCAGUGGAUUGACAGGGCCUGCCCCAGUCUUGGGUAACGCAUCCACGGAUCCAUCACUGUACCUCUUCCCCAAUGCCAGCAUCCCUUAUCGCUACUACGAGUUCAUCUACCCAUACCUUAACACUACCGACCUUGAGGCUGCGUCCGACGAUCCCGAUUAUGGCCUGCCCACGGAUCAGUAUGUCCCUGCUGGCGCCACCGAUGGCUCGCCGCAACCUAUUCAGCCUGCCGGAGGUGGUCCUGGCGGAAAUCCUCUCCUCUACGAGGUUGUCGCGACGGUGACCGCAACAAUUACCAACACAGGGGAUGUCGUUGGUGAUGAGGUCGCGCAACUGUAUGUUUUCCUUGGGGAGGGUGAACCACCGAAAGUUCUUCGUGGAUUCGACCGCCUGACAAUUGCACCGGGUGAGUCAGCGACGUUUACCGCCGAGCUCACUCGCCGUGACGUGUGUGUCUGGGAUACGACGGUUCAGAACUGGGUGGAGGUGAGCAACCCAACCAUUUACGUGGGUGCUUCGAGCAGAAAUCUGCCGCUAUCAGGCACCCUACCCAACGGCGCUUCCCCCGGUGGUCCAUCGCCAUCGCCGCCUGCUGGUCCCAGUGGAUACAGUUCACCUCCAGCCGGCCCGUCAUCCAGCUAUGGUGCCCCUACAUAUUCGUGGAGCUCGGGUUAUGGACAUCCCACUGGGCCGCCGGUAUCUCAAAUCUCCGACGGACAACCCCAAGUUAUCAGUCAGAUUUCGGACGGGCAGCCCCAGUGGGGAGCUCCUGUGACGCAGAUCUCGGAUGGUCAACCUCAGGCUACGACGGCAUGAUUUGAUGAUGAAGUAUGGGGUGAACAUGGUAUGCAUAAAAUAGUGUAUGGUUUUGGUCAGCAAAUGCCGAUAAAACUUGAUAUGGGCUUUGAAAUUGAUAGCCUUAGCAUGAACAUUUUCGGACAGAGGGGUUUGCUGCAGAGGGGCUGGGAUGCACUCAGCCGAGCAUGCGUGAGAGGUAGAGCACUAAUGGAGAUAAAAGCAACAGUUGCAAAUAGACGAACUUAACAAAACGAUGAAGAC
Messenger RNA from Cladophialophora immunda, 4190 nucleotides. RefSeq lists its product as uncharacterized. Gene Ontology annotation, cellular component: cell wall. Gene Ontology annotation, molecular function: beta-glucosidase activity; structural constituent of cell wall. Lineage: Eukaryota; Fungi; Ascomycota; Eurotiomycetes; Chaetothyriales; Herpotrichiellaceae. Gene Ontology annotation, biological process: glucan catabolic process. The transcript has 5 exons. The record is from RefSeq and is a predicted model, not a curated record. The coding region runs from base 1008 to 3947 and encodes 979 amino acids.